UAUGAUAUUAAAAAUAUACUUGUCAUCUGUUUUCAGGAGGAACAUACUGCGCAUUUUCAAGCUAAUUUACGGAGUUGGCCUUCGAGCUCUUAGGACGCUUUUCAUGGGUAUCAACCCCACUUGGUCCAAUCAGCCCUCUGAUGCAGCUGGGUUUGACAAAUGGAAGAUGAAGCUCAGCAGAGAUGAAGAAGUUAUUUUCAACAAUGGAAAUAUAAAUGAAUGGGACUUCUCCUUAAUGACAACUGUACUUCUCUACUCAAAGAGUUGUGCCUUGGAGAUCAGCAAAAGACCUGGCUAUAACACUGCCCUGCAGGAAUUGAAGAAGCACCGGAACAAACUGUUGGGACAUCCUUCCACAGAAAUGAUGUCUGAUGCAGAUUUCAACCACUUUUGGCUGUUGUUAGAAAACAACUUCAUUGCACUUGGAGCUGAUCCAGAUGACAUUGCCGAAAUAAAGCUUCAGUCAGAUAAAGACCUGCACGCUGGAGGGUACUACAAGCAGUUGUUCUUGACAGAGCAAGCUAAUCGCCUCCCUUUUGGAACAAAGUUGGAGUCGAUGGAAAAAAAAUUGGACGUCAUUACUGAAAUGAUAGCCAAUAAAUCAUCUGAUUUUACCAAUAAAGCUCCAGUAAGUCCAAAAGAUUUGAGCGGUCCAAACUGGGAUGAAUGGCUAAGGUUUUGUGACGCGGUGGGAGAUUUUGAUACGCGGAAGAACCAGUAUAUUCUUGUUACUGAUGCUCUCUCACCAGAUAAUCAAAAGCGCUUUUCCAUUUUGAGAAGGGUAGCCUGGAAGAUGGUCUUAGAUUUCGAUCCCAUGUCAGAAGAAAAAGGUUUCUACCACUCGUUCACUUCACAAGAAGGACAAGGUAGCUUAAUCAGCAUGAUAACGCCAGCAGAGGUAAAAGGAAGUACAAUGGUCGGCCUGGCACGUCAGAUUGAUCCUAAUAAAAUCCAAUGGUUGUUUGUCAAUGGAAGAUCUAGUGACACAGCUGGAAAGUUACCGACAUUUUCCGAUUGGGAGGCAACCUCAGUGAAAGAAAUUUCGAGAUUUUUUGGUUGUUGUUGUGAUCCAGACAAGUUCGACAAGCAGAAGCCGGUUGUGUGUCUAAUUCUUCCACUUCGACAAGAAAGUUCUCCGUUUCUAGAAGUAACACUUAGCCGACUGUUUGAGAACUUUGACGACCAGUUCAAUUUAAAAACUGUGUCUUUUAAGCAGCAGAAACCCCUUUCCGUUUUUGGAAAGGUCAAAGUGCGCAGAGUUGAUCUAAGUCCAGAACUUGUGCAUCUGGGUCUGAAAGAAAUGCUCAGUUCAUCAUCAUCUCAGCGGUAUCGGAUGCCCACCUCCCAGGCCAAGGUUCCUGUAGACCUAAGUGAGAAGGAGUACCUUUACUUAAGGGAACAUCUAGAAAUCCUCUACGAAGGCUGCGAAGAAUUACCAGAAGUCUCAAACGACCCGUCGGAGGAAGAUGCACAACUGAAGAAUUUCCUCAAUGAGCACAGGAGGUUAUUCAUGUCCGGCAACGAAAUUUCAUUCGCAAGCCUCUAUGACAAUCAUGAUGCUAAGCGGGAAAUUGAGAAGGACAUCCAGAUCCAUGUCCAGCGCCUCCUAGACAAAGGGCUUACACGCUCAAUGACGGUGGAAAUCAAGCAUUCGCCAGGCACUGGUGGUACUACCAUUGCUCGACGGGUGAUGUGGGAUCUCCACAAAGCUUACCCCUGUGCGUUCAUAGAGAUGAGCUCACAUCUCUACUUUGAUGAAGACAACAGCUACGCCAGCAAACUAGCUGACAGGAUUGCUGCAUUAGAGGAGAUAUGCCACACAUCCCCUGUUAUUCUCGUAGAUGGAAAGCAAUCAAGGGUAACGGAAGGUCUAUCAAACAAACUUGUUCGGAUGCUGUGUAACAGAGGUCGACGAGCCCUCCUGUUACGUUGCCAACACGGCUCGAAGUCCUCAUCAAAAGAAAGUGAAGAGCCAUCGCGUAUUCACAAAGUUUUCUAUGUAGAUGUCAAGCUUGAAGAUUCAGUCGCUGAUCUAAACGAAUUCCAGUCGAAAUACAAGGAGUACAUCGAGAGGUCAUUAGGUGAGACGACAGUUUCAGGGGCAUGCCGUGUGUUUCAUUUUCCACUCCUUGCAAUGAUGCAAACUUUUCGUCCAAAGCUCAAGAAGAUAAUUGACGACACCUGGAAUGAGAUGAAGAGUCUCCAACAAGAAAUUGCCGUUGUGGUAGCGUUCUUUCAGAAGUAUGCGAACCAGCCAACUCCAGCCCUCCUCCUGUAUGAUGCCUUUCAGAGGUAUAUCCGUCUUGAAGAUGGCCAAAACGUCACUUACAAGGACAUCAAGCAGUUGUUCUCAGAGCACCUACUAAACCUGUUGGUUCCUUCAAACCCUUGGCUGCGUCGAGGAAGAAUGUAUCACUUGACAGAAUCGUCACCUCAAAGUUAUACGUUCCAGCAUCGUGUGGUUGCUGAGAUGUUGCUGAAAAAGUGUCUUCAGGAGCAAGGCUGUGACCUAUUUCAAGUGGUUAGCCAAUUCCUCCAGUUUCCAAUUUAUCAGCGCGACGACUUCUUGUCACUUUUCGAAGAGCUCUUUGUCUACAACAGAGAAGGUCAGUGGAAGAGGAAAUUUUCAGUUCUCUUUGAAGAACUUAAAGCCAUAAGCCCGGAACGUGCUGCAGAGGUUUUUUGCGAGGCAGCCGCAAAGACUGGUGAUUCAAUCAUAUUUGCCAGUGCCGCGAGAUUUUUCGCCAAGAUGGAGCCUCCCUCUUUUCAAAAAGCGAUGGAGCUCAUUGAACAGGCUUUUGAAGCAAGCAACAUCAAACAGAAAUUCAGAAGCAUUUGCCAUACGAAAGGGGUUGUUCUGUAUUUUGAAUUUAAACACAAUAUAAAUAGUGGCAAGGUAAGAGAUCUGACAACACUUGAAGAACUGGCAAAUAGGGUGCUGGAGGCGUACAAAGAAGCUCGCAACUUUCCUCCGACGUACCCCAAUCCUCUGAUUGGUGAGGUAGACGUUUGGCAAGCAUGUAUCGGGUGGAUCAUGAAGAACAAGUGCGGCCGUGAUUCUGAGAGAACUCUGAAGUAUCUAGCCAACCAGUGUCCUCCAUUCUUUCGCACUUGUGUCAGUGAUUCCUUUUAUCUUCUCGACAUUGUGGAUGGAAUUGUGCAAAGUGUACCAAGCCUGCAAGAUCCAGAAGAAACACAAAGAAAGUGCAACGAUGCCAGGUUAUCUUUGAUGAAAACGUUUGGAACAGGGCCUUCUUCAACCGGACGUGGUCGUGAUGCAGAGGAUGUCGUUCAAGCUUGCAAGGCACUUUGUAGCGCCAAAAAUUUUCCAAAGUCAUCCGCAUUAGAGCUGAAAAGACUACAAGCUCAAUUUAUUUUGAAUUCCAGUGAUCAAAUCGACUCCUUAAAGCAAGGACAUCUCGAAUUUUUGUUGAAACUUUUGGAAGAACUUGUACUUAAGGAGAAUGAACAUCGUUUAGCCUACCAUUUAAUGAAGGUCUGUGUACUGGUGACCGGACCACAAGGUUACACCCUGGAACAAGGUCUCAAUGUAUGUGAAAAGUGGUUAGAAGCCUCGCAUCAUGAUUGUCUUCCUUACUUCUACCGCAUGGCAAUUUGCUUUCUAAAGAUUCUUGAUGGGCAUGCGAUGGAAUUCAUGCCGAAAUACUUGAAAGCGUUGAAAAUGUGCCGAGAGAAGUCACAGAACCACUGUCGCAGUAGUCAGUCAACAUUGUUUGUGAGCAAAGAAGGGGAGGGAAUGUCUCGUUUGGUUACUCGCAACACGUUGUUCCGUGGAGAAACUGACUACUCCCCUGACAUUUCAGAAAAAGUAACAAAGUUCUGGUUGAUGGAUAGUAGAAAGAAGUUGCUUGAGUGCAAAGGAAGGAUCCGUCAAGGGCCAUCUUCCGAUCGAGGAAAAACGUAUCCUUACAUCGAGCUGGUACAAGGGAAAGUGGACCUCUACGUUGGUAAGAACGCAGAUAUUGGCAAGGUGGACAGAGACUUCACCAUAGGACAGUUGGUCUACUUUGUGGUUAGUUUCAACCUUCAAGGGCCCGUUGCCAAUGGUAUAACCUUCUCUCCAAAUAAUACAACACCCCAUUAGCAGGAACGUGAGUUGAACAAGCGAAAUAUGCCACAAAAGUGAACUGACGAGGUUAUGUUAACUAAGUGCUGUAGGAAUUCAUAACCUUGUAUCAGUGCCUUUAAAUAGUACUGUAAAAUAUUACUUUAUUGUUCUUUUACAGAAAGGAAAUGCCUCCAGAGGCGUAAUUAGGAUUUCUGUAUAAUAUAUUUUUUUCGCGUUGUUCAUGUUGAACUAUGAUUUGCGAUCGUUUUUUGUAUUUGCUCAUCGUAACCUAGUCCCGCUUUAGCUAAGAAUUGUAAAUAGGAAGUACAACAGUUGCAAUCUGCUCACUUGCUUCGACAGAGGGUCUCUUGUAUAUAGCAAUUUAUAUGAUGUUAUGAUUUGUGUCAAAUUUUGUAAGGAGACACUUAACGAUUGUUAUCUUACAUGUAGAAUAAUUACAAAUCUCAUACGUGUUGACAUGUCUCAGGAUCAGUUGGUAGACUUGAUAGUACAGAAGUUCGUCGGAAGUUCAUUCGUAUCGUUAGAAUUUAUUCCUAUUGCUUGGCUGUCUGACUUUGUUGUCAAAAUCAAAGUUCCACUUGAAAAUGAAAUCGACUGUUGAUCCCUUGGAGUUCACACUGAUGACACUUACAUGGCGCACACAUAUCCGCUGGUCUCGCAAAUUUGAAGUAAUCAGAUGGUUAUUAGUCCUGAUACGGCAUUUUGGACCAGACUGAGCAUGUUUAAAUUGGCAGUAAGCAGCUGAUUUUCAAAGCAUUAACCUUGUGACGUCACAUGUAACUAUUUGGUAAUAAAGCAGUUUUGUUAAAUGUUACCAAGCUGUACUAGUGGUUUCCAUUUUCCAUUUUAUUCCGCAAGGCUUUCCCUUUGC
Messenger RNA from Orbicella faveolata, 4961 nucleotides. RefSeq lists its product as uncharacterized. Gene Ontology annotation, cellular component: cytoplasm. Lineage: Eukaryota; Metazoa; Cnidaria; Anthozoa; Scleractinia; Merulinidae. The record is from RefSeq and is a predicted model, not a curated record.